This is a messenger RNA of Anopheles aquasalis, 3078 nucleotides long. RefSeq names its product stargazin-like protein (gene stg1). The record is from RefSeq and is a predicted model, not a curated record. Gene Ontology annotation, molecular function: channel regulator activity; voltage-gated calcium channel activity. Gene Ontology annotation, biological process: transmission of nerve impulse; neurotransmitter receptor transport, postsynaptic endosome to lysosome; regulation of AMPA receptor activity. Gene Ontology annotation, cellular component: AMPA glutamate receptor complex; postsynaptic density membrane. Lineage: Eukaryota; Metazoa; Arthropoda; Insecta; Diptera; Culicidae.
AUGCGUGUGCAUACGCUGCAACCACGUAGCCGUGUCCCGUCCUCACUGUCGCUCGAUAAUGUCAUCGAUCCAUCAGCCCUGAUGGACACGAGUGUUCCGGCCGUUUUCCCGCCAGCCGUACGACGCUUUCCCUACAAUGGGCUAGCAGCGGGAGCAACCGCGGAAGCAUACGGUGGAUUUCCGGAGCGUGAACAAGACUCUGACUCAUCGGCUGUGUACGGUGGUAUCCGGGGCGGAGUGCCUACCAUAUCCGAUCGACUCAGUGGCUACGCAAGGCGCAACAAUUACGAUGAAAAUGGGAUCGAAGUGCAGCUGGCCAACGGUGAUCUAGCGCUCAUUGGUAGUAGGCUGUGUCGGGAUGGUUCUACCGUGAGCGUGAACGAAUUGCAGCACCAAGGAGUGGGAAGGGAUCGGUUCAAGAUGCUGAAGAAGAUGUGCUCCUUCGCUACGCUGUCCAGUGCAGGUACGAAGCGGUCGAACGGCACGAGUCGCACCCAACACUGGAUGCUCCUGAUCACGCCAGUCGUUUCCAGUUUCUCACUUGCACUCGUCAUUGCUGCAGUCGUUGGCCCCCAGUGGCUGCUGACCGAGGAAAAGAUACCGUACGCACCGUACCACGGUAACACGUCCCACAGUACGGUCUUGGCCACAGCGACAACGAGCUUGUCGAAAAAUCAGCACCAGCUCAACAUCCAGCAUCCACAUCUGAUCCCUACGAUUAAAGACGAUGGAGGCGGCACAGGGGGUUUCAUGACGAAAUACACAAGGUCCUCUCUCUGGAAGUUGUGCAGCAGAUAUAGUGGUGGCAGCGCAGCGUCGGGACAUCAUCACCAGAAGCAGCAGCCCUCGGAAAGCAGUGAGUUCCAGUGCUCCAGCAUCGAUUACUUCCCGAGCGAAGGCUACAGCCCGGACCCAAAUGAUUCGACCAAUGCAAUUCCUUAUACCGUAACGCACUCGUCACCCUUUUUUCUCGCCUCGAACGGUGUGCUCAUCGUCAGCUACGGCCUGUUCCUGGUGGCUAUCUGCUCGACCAAGCACAAAAUCUGCUACUUUGCAUCCGGAGUACUAUUUAUAAUAUCCGGUUUACUGAUGCUGAUCGGACUGAUAAUGUACAUCUCGAUACUGAAGGCCGAGAUAGGGUCCAAAUUGCGGCCAAGGUCAUCUUUGCAGGCACCCCAGUUUACCUUCCGAUACGGACAAAGCUUCCUGCUGUACGUCUUCGGUUUCAUCAUCACCGAGCUGUCGGGCAUACUGAACGUCCUGAUCUACUCGAACGUCCAGCAGCAACAGCAGCACCAGCAACAACUGGAGCAUGAUGACGAGUAUGAUGAAGAUGGUUCACUGUAUCCCACCUAUCAGAACCUUUCCGGUGGAGAUCUGCAGUACCAUAAUCUACAUUAUGGCCGCGAAUGGACAGCGCACUCGCUAGAUGAACGGCACAAACCGAAUGGUGGUGGUGGUGGUGUUGGUGGUGUAGCGCAAGGACCAGCCGUCGUGACUGACUACCGUUAUCCGUACGAUGGUGUUCAGUCUGGUCCACGUUAUUACUUCGAGCGUCGCCGCGAGGAUUCGAUCGAUGGUGAAGUCAAUUGCCGUGUGCACCGUCUACCGCCACUUGCCCGUACCGAGCCCGCUGUAACGAAGAGUCUCACGGAUCUACUGUAUACCGAACCGACCUCAAUGACCGCCAACGUGCCCAUUCAACAAGGUGGUGUAUCUCCUCGCCGAAACGUUUCCUUCCGUGCCAAUGGUGACGGUGAUGGGCAUCGGAUGAACGACACCGUUGGACGGUCACCUUUGAUCGACAACGAUCGCUGGCCAGUCGGAGGAGAGAAGCUAACACGCAGCGUAUCGACCUAUACGGAUCUAACGCCCGUCAGCACCGGUGAGGACACGGAGUUUGGCAACUAUCGGAGGAGAACGCGCUCCACAAAUACCGAUGAUGGUGGCGAGGGGUACGAUGGCGGCGAGAAGGCGAGCAAAAUCUGUGGCUUCCCACGCCACUACCUAUCGCGCGAGCUAUCGAAGGAAAAGCUGUUCAAUGAGUUCUGCAAAAAGGUUGGUCCACGACCAAAGCCGAAGAAUAUCUACUUCAUCGAAAGUGAUGCACGGAAUGGUGAGCAGAGCUACCGGAAUGUGUUCGUGAUAGAACCAUCCUCGCCGGUGGGUAGUGGUCGACCGUCGAAGCACCGUCGCCGGAACUCGAUGGCAGAUAUGAGACGCCGAUCGGAUCAGGGGACGACAUCCAGCGGUGGUUGUAUCUCUUCCUACCGUCACCGGAUACGUUCCGAUAAUUCGCUCGAUCGCGAGAUGCCCGAUGAACAGGCAUACUAUCGUCGUCGGGAACCGCUAGGUAGGGCACGAUCGGUAGACUACCGGCAAACGCUGCCCCGUAACUUUGGCCACAAUCGGCACCUGAUGACGAAUGAAACCGAACCAGAGGAUGAGACGGGAGGUUUCGGAGAGCGAUUGGCGAUGGAAAGGAAGCGCGUAUCGGCCAGUGGACUGCUAAUGGAACCUGUGCGUCUCAACGCGUCACACGGAGAUCUGACGUCCGAUGGAACCAUCUCUUCGCCCAACUCGGUCCGAUGGCACAAAAGUGUGGGAAAGUGGCGGCAGCCACAAUCCAUCGGACGAUCCGUUACCGUCACGUGUCCAAAGUAUCUUGAUCCGCCCACCUAUAGCGUUACGGCGACUGAAUCUGGCCACAAUCCUUCGCACAUGUAUCGUAGCUAUGGCGAUCUGGCAGUACCGCAACCAUCGUACCACCGUCGACCAACCAUUCUUUCGUCCCACGUGUUCUCCCCCAUUAGUCAGCCAGCGACACCGACCGCGAUACGGUCGAACGUCCAAUCGCUGGGGGUAAACCAGAACCAUCAUCAGCAUCGCCACGGUCAACAUUAUCGCUAUCAGGAACAAUCCGAUGUGGCACAACCGAGGCAGCACUCGCCCGUGUUCGAUCUCGAUCGUAUUGAGCAAGAACGACGUAAAUCACAUUCGCAGCUGUUCCUCAACAGUCCAGCCAGCAGUUCCACCAUGGCGGAACAGUAUGACUAUGCGCACGGAACUGCUGUGUAG